GGUGCCGCAACUCUGCGCGGCUCCCGAUCGCUUUUGUUGUGGAGGGGAGGGCGGCGGGGACGGGCAGCUGCCGCCGCCGCCGCGCUGACAGGCGACGGGCACAGCCGCCCGUAUGUAGGGGCUUGCGGCGGGAGGACGGAGCUGGGGAGGCAGCGACCGAGCGGAGCGGAGCCCAGCCCAGCCCAGCCGUGCCGAGCCCGGCGGAGCCCAGCGCGGCGCCGCCCCUGCCCCUGCGGGCGGAGGCCGCCAUGGAAGUCAGCGCGGGGGGUGUGAUAGCUUACAUCAGCUCUUCAAGCUCAGCAUCUAGCCCAGCCUCAUGUCACAGCGAGAGCUCAGACAGCGGUUUCCAGUCAUCCUCUUCACCUGUACCAUCUUCUCCGAACAGCUCCUCCUCGGAAAGCAGCUGCAACGGCCGGAGCAGCGAGGGCUCUGAUGGGGCACCGAAGAGCGAUCGGCUGGAGGAGACUAUUAAAACAAACCAGUCGAGUGUUGCUGGUUUGACAAAAGGCCAUAAUGGAGUCACAAAAUUUAAUGGCAUGGUUCUUCUUUGCAAAGUCUGUGGAGAUGUUGCUUCAGGAUUUCAUUAUGGUGUUCAUGCGUGUGAGGGCUGCAAGGGUUUUUUCAGAAGAAGCAUUCAGCAAAACAUUCAGUAUAAGAAGUGCUUGAAGAAUAACAACUGCUCUAUAAUGAGAAUGAAUAGGAACAGGUGCCAGCAGUGUCGUUUCAAAAAAUGCCUGUCUGUUGGGAUGUCAAGAGAUGCUGUUCGAUUUGGCCGCAUUCCUAAACGUGAAAAACAGAGGAUGCUGAUUGAAAUGCAGAGUGCCAUGAAAACCAUGAUGAACAGUCAGUUCAGUGGUCACUUACCCAAUGAAGCGUUAACAGAACAUCAGGAUCAAGCACCUCAAGACGACCUUUCCUCCAAGCCCAAACAAGAGCGGGAAACCAUCAAAAGCCCUUCUUCCCCUCCUAGCGCUGACAUGGCUAAGGAAGAAGUGAUUGGUAUGGUCACUAGGGCCCACAAAGACACGUUCAUGUACAACCAAGAACAGUCCCAAAACCCAGCAGAGAUGAUGCAGCCCCAGAGUGGGGAGAGAGUGUCGAAGAACACGGAGCAGUACAUCUUGAGCAGCGAGCGCUGUGUUAGUGGGCUUGGUGGCCCUCAGUACCCUGAAAGCGAGCAGCACCUUGGCGGACAGUACAAAGGGAGAAGCGCAAUGCACUAUCCAAGUGGGCACACCAUGUGUUUCACAAACAGCCACUGUAUGAACUUCGCCAGUGGUUAUACCCAGCGACUGUGUGAUAGGAUCCCAGAAGAUGGCUUUUCUCCAAACAAGAAUGCCACUUACUCUUGCAGCACUGGAGGAAGAAUGCAUCUGGUCUGCCCAAUGAGUAAGACUCCACAUGUGGACCCAAACAAGUCUGGCCAUGAAGUCUGGGAAGAGUUUUCCCUGAGUUUUACCCCUGCAGUGAAGGAAGUGGUGGAGUUUGCCAAGCGCAUCCCAGGUUUCCGAGAUCUCUCCCAACAUGACCAGGUUAAUCUUCUGAAGGCUGGGACCUUUGAGGUUUUAAUGGUACGAUUUGCAUCUUUGUUUGAUGCAAAGGAACGUACUGUCACCUUCCUGAGUGGAAAGAAGUACAGUGUGGAUGACUUGCAUUCAAUGGGAGCUGGUGAUCUGCUCAACUCAAUGUUUGAAUUUAGUGAGAAACUAAAUGCCCUGCAACUUAGUGAUGAGGAAAUGAGUUUGUUUACAGCGGUUGUCCUGGUAUCUGCUGUCCCUGGAUAUACAGAACAUCUUGGCCCAGAUUCAAAGAAGGAUUAAGCACCUACUUCUGUAGUAUUAUCUAAAGCCUCAAAUUAGGCACAUUAGCUCUGCAUAUAAUGCCUGGAAUACAAGACGCAGAAUCCCUGCUUGCUGGGUAAGGAGCUCUCUAGAGGUAGCUAGCAGGAAUGCUAGUAGUGCCCGCUUAUACAACAAGCCAGUAUUUGGGGGCCACUCACUUCUUGAAUAAGUGCACCUCUUCCACAUGAGAGGUUUAGACCCACAUCUUUCUUACCAGGGAGGGGCACCUCAGGCGUGGUGCUGUAGGCACAUGAAGCCACUGUGAACAAGGUAGGACAGUUCAGCCUAAUAGCUUUGUGCGUGGCCUAACGGAAAUGUGAUAGCACAGGAUGGGGCAGCUGUAGCCUCUCCAGUUUGUAAACGGUGGUAAUGAGCAGAGGGUGGUACAGAGUUUGCAAGCUUCAAAAGCCAGAGUGAAUAGCAGUGUGAAGGAAGUGUGGCACUGUAGUCUGUUAGUGAAAAUAUUCAGGUAGCAGAGAGUUGCUUUUCCAGACACGGCUUUACAUAUUUUAUCUUUCAGACACUAAAUUGACGAGUACUGGAGACAACCUUUAAAAUAAGGACAGAGAACCAGGCCUCUUCCCUCUUGGUGCAAUGUCGUAACUAGGCUACAGCCACUCUUCUUGCUUGCUCAGCUGCUGGGCCCUAGAAUGUCACAAUCUCUCUGCCACCUGUUUUGAAUGCAAGUGGCUGUAUCUGUUCUGUUAACUGUGCUGCUAGUGCAGAGCCAGCCCCCACCCCCCAGCCUUUUAAGCACUGUUCUGUGCUGUUGCUAGCUCCCAGUAGGGCUUAGCUUAAGGAUGGUCUGUAACGUGUACAGCAUGUAAUGUUAGAGCCAUGCAAUAGAACAAAAAGAGAAUGUGUUUGAUAUUCAGGCUUCUUGUAGCUGCUGAGGAUUUUUCAGAUCAUAGCUUUGGACAUUAUUGCUACCUAUCUUAGCUACCUUGUGAUCUGAUCUGCAGUCUGAUCACAGCCUUCCUGGACAUCAUCACAAAAUACUUCUAGAGUUUUAUAAAGUACAACUUCAUUAGUUUUUCAGCAUUUGGGCCCAAACUUGCAUUUGUACUGUGUUCCAAACACAGUAGUAACCUUGAUGGUCACUGUGAGUCCAGCGAUUUUCAGAUCAACUUCAUUCUGUAGCUUGCAACUGAAUUGAAAUGCUGCAGUUGUUACUUGCACAAGUGAGUGAGCAAGCUUCACGCUCGAACAGGUACCUAAGAAGAACAAAAGUGCCCCCAAAAAUGCUCCUGGGGAAGAUGCUGGCAGUGUGAGGGUUUGCCAGGAGAAGGUGCCUGUAGAACUGAGGGAUUGUGGGCACCUGUUGAUUAAACAAAUCUUGAAAGACAGAUCCCCUACACCCCACCCCUCAAGGAGAAGCAUGACCCGGAGGGUCAUUCCCCAUAAGGUGGAGGCAGAGCUUAAUUAGAGAAGGGUCAAGAAUUGGGGAAGAGCAUCAGAAUGACAUGGAGAUGCAGGCAAAGGCAAAAGAUGCUGUAACUGGAAGAAGAACUGAAGGUGGAAGAAUAAGGCCGUUAAGGCUUCUUCAUCUUGGAGUGAAAGUUACUCAAGAGAAAAUUGAAAGGAAGAUAGUAGUCAAGGUUUACAUCAGUUCCAGAAGUAGACAGGAGUGUUUGACUGUUGAAUCCUGAUUAAGUCAUCCAGAAUAUGACAUACCACGCUGCACUAGUUAAAAAUCUUUUAAAGAGACUUUAAGUUGUUUAAAAAUUUUUCAGAAAAGCCACUGGAAUAAAAAGAGAUGUUCAUAAGUCUCUAAAUAGUGCUAGCUGGGAGAACACUUGUCAGAAGUAUCUCCACAUAACACUGGAUAAAUAAUUGCUCUUACGAGGGAUAGUUGGAACAUGUGGAAAGAUGAAGUAGGGGUGGUAGCAAGGAGUGCGUGUAACUGUACAUCCGCUUGUUUUGGUGUCACAUGGCAAAUAAAAGGCAGGGCUGUAUAGUGGGGAUGUGAGAGUGUUUCUGGUGGUGCUAUGGAGUUAUCUUGGUACUAUUCCAAAAUUAAAAGAAUGGUUUGCCUCUGGCUGCAGUUUGCUGGAUGUGUUGAAGAUGCGGGGGAGAUAGUAAGAUGGCUCAUGGGCACUGGAGAAGGAAGAAGCAAGGUGGAAGCAAAGCUGAAUGAAUGUGGUUCAUACAGCCCUAGAGACCAGAUGGUCUCUUAACUGCGGGUGAUGCCCUGCGGUAGAAGAAUAUGAAAUACGCACCCGCUAUUAUUCUGUCUUAUUGGAGUCGUGCUAAAAACUUCUGCUGGCUACUGGGAGCAGCUGGAAGUAGACUGAGAGGGAGAAGAAAGACUUGGGCUAAUGGAAGAGAAGAGGCUGCAGUAACUCCACUGAGGUAGCCAGGAAAGGCUGGAACUGCAUUCUGCCUUCAGAGGCAAGGCGGUACUGCUGUCACUGUUACAGAGCUCUUGAGAAACCUCAUCUGACCUAUUCUCCUCUUCUGUGCAAAUGUCAUCAUCCCUGCUCGAGGUAGAGCAAACCUAAAGGUUUUGCAAAAAGUGGGACGCAAGUGGGAUAGAUAGUUUAACAAAUAAUGGCAGACAGGCAUCUCUUUACUUGUGCUCUCCUGGAGGACAGCUGUCAAAGCUGAUGGAGCGUCUUUACAGGAGAGUGGAAUAUGUGCUAAUAAACAUAAUUUAAUAUCAAAGUUCCUAAUUGUUAGAGUAGAAAGUUCUGGAACAAUCUUUCUAAAGGAACAAAACAGAUUAUCUGCUUCAAGGUGGAUCCUUAAAUGGAUUAUAUAAUAAUUUUUUCCCAUAGCGGUAGGGAACUGCACUGAAUGCAUGCAGGAGGACUUCCUAGACUCUGUUGACCUGAGAAGUCUGAUUGGAUUGCCACGGACAGCAUAAGGAAGGGAUUCCCACUCUGACUGUACGAUCUGACUCAGUGCUACUCCAGAAAGCUGUUGUCAUUCUGUGUCCCAAUUCUGCAAAGUGCUUAAGUACAUGUACACAUCAAAGCACAUUUCUGUUCGCGUCUGUCACUUGUGUAUGUAUGCACCCUGCCGAAUUUACAUAGCGUUUAAGAGAGGCUACGGCUUGGAAAAAAACAGCUACCCUGCAUGGUUAUUAGGUCAGAUGUUUUGCUUAAAAAUUCAUCCUUUUGAGCUGCUUACUUAGGUUCCAUCUAAGGACAACAAGCAUGUUCUUAAAUAUCACUCUCUUGAAAGAGAUGCUUUGGGUAUGGGGUGAGUGCAGUAUCUGAAAGCGUAAUAUUUUCUUGAUGUUGAAAUUCCUCUUUUCUUCCUCAGUUGGGAAUUUUUGGGUGCAUCAUGUUUCAUUCUAAGUGCUUCAGAACACAUUCAGAAAUAGUGCCUGGUCAUGUCACAGCUUGUACUCCCUUUGCCCCUGGGGAUCCCGCUCUGCAGAUACAGGUGUGACUUGUCCUGUGUGGGAUUUCCUCCUCAAACAUGAACCUCCAGUUUAAGUUUAGGGUUCUGUGUCCAACCUUGAGAAACGUUUGAAAUUUUUACUUCUGUAUGCCCUGUCUCUAUCCUUGUGUUGAAAGUUGCAAUUCAGCAAAGUAUUUAAACAUGUGCUUUGAUCUGUCCUUUUCUGGAAACAUGAGUAAGUGAUUACAGAAGAGGCGAUUGAAUGCUGCCGGUUCGGCGUGAGCUUAAUGCUCUACAAAGUUGAUGCUAAAAAGUGUUCGCAGGACUUUUAGAAUGUGGGUUUGAAACUUCUGGCAUAAGUAUCUAAUUUUUCUUGUGCUUGUUAAUUUAAUCAGUGAUUCUUGCGGGGGCUCUUUCUGUUGCAACUACAUCCAUUCAGUCUUUUUUUUUGUCUUCUUCCUCCUCCCCCUGUUUUUCUCUUUUUUUUCUCUCUCCCUCUCCUCUCCC
Messenger RNA from Tyto alba (common barn owl), 5696 nucleotides. It is a transcript of the gene NR1D2, whose product is annotated as nuclear receptor subfamily 1 group D member 2. Gene Ontology annotation, molecular function: zinc ion binding; nuclear receptor activity; RNA polymerase II cis-regulatory region sequence-specific DNA binding. NCBI's taxonomy places the organism in Eukaryota, Metazoa, Chordata, Aves, Strigiformes, Tytonidae. The record is from RefSeq and is a predicted model, not a curated record. Gene Ontology annotation, biological process: negative regulation of transcription by RNA polymerase II; cell differentiation; positive regulation of transcription by RNA polymerase II. The transcript has 8 exons. The coding region runs from base 249 to 1820 and encodes 523 amino acids.